AAUUGAGUUCUGGAGUUACAUAGUCGAUUUUAAAAGUCCGUAUAUAGCGUGUUCUAAGGUUCAGGCUGGCAACCUUGAAGGUUAGCGCGUGAGCGUGUUAGCCCUAGGGUGCACUGGGGUGCCUGGUCAAUUCAAGGUUGGUAGGGGUCGACGGGUUGGCUGGCUGCAGGCUGGGUAGGUAGGCUGGGUUGUCUAGGUAAGUGCUGGGGGGUACCCAGACAGGCCAGAUGCUAGGUAUUUCAUAGCUUACUUUUAGCUAUUAGGUAAGGACGUCCCGUCCCCAAACUGCCCCAAGUCCCAUCCCGACUCCCGACCUUUAAGGUUUCGGGAAACUCCAUUUUCUCAUUUGUCGCGAAACAAGCUCCAAACCAUUGUGCGCCAACAAAACGGUCACCUCUACAAAAAAAACUUCCACGGGCUUUUUCGCCAAAAACAGCUUCGUGUCGCCAUGCCUCCAGGCCGACCGCCCAAACGGCCUGGUGAAGCUGCCGACCUCGACUCUCCCGACGGCACAGCUAAAUGCAAGCUACCGAGAUUAGAUCGUGACCGCGCUGCUCCAAAUGAUUUCUCUAGCGUCGUCAAGAGUAAACUUCAAUCCUAUACGAGAACCGGGCAAGCAUGCGAUCGGUGUAAGGUUCGCAAAAUCCGUUGCGAUGCCCUACCCGAAGGCUGCUCUCAUUGUAUCAAUCAAAAUCUCGAAUGUUACGUGACAGACCGAGUCACUGGUCGGACGGAGCGAAGAGGAUAUAUGCAAGAGCUGGAACGCGAGAAGAGGGAUAUGUUAAAUCAUAUCCGCGACUUAGAAAAGAUACUUCAGCAAAAUGGCGUCGAGGUCAAACCCUUCCGCUCAUCCUCGACUCCUGUCGAUAGUUCUGCUUCCGACGGAGGCCUUGCCAAUAUGACAAGCCAGAUACCGGAUUCUAUAGGAAAGCCUCAAUGGUCCCAGUCCCAGUCUCAGUCUCAGCAUGGGCAUGGUUCGGCAACUUGGGCGAAAGAUCGAUAUCGGCCUCCGAGCAUACAUUUCUCUAGCACCCUGCGUUCGGCAGUUGAACCAAGACCGGCGGACACUCACAUAGGCGUCGGCGCGGAUCAAGCUCCUCUCAGUUCCAUCAAGGGUACCACUCUGUCCAUUCUCGGAAGCACCAUAGAUAUCGGAUCUUUCGAGGCUCCGGAUAUGGACGAGCCUUCUCCUGAUGCUCCAGCUCACUCGCCUAUUUAUAACAAAUCCGUUCAUGCCAUGUUGCGGUCCGUCGCUAAUAUCAAUCCUCCACUUCACGUCGACUAUCCUCCUAAAGCCGAUGCUUUCACCUAUGCUGAAUGGUAUUUUCUUAUGGUCUAUCCUUUUCAUCCAGUCUUACAUAAGCCCACCUUCAUAAAUCUCUUAGCACGCCUCUACGAUGACCCUAAUUUCAAACCUACCGUGGCCGAAACCACCAUGAUCCAUCUAGUCUUCGCUUCUAUAUACCUUCAGUACGGAUUUCGUAACCGGGAAAAUCCUGAGCAAAGGGCUCGUCUAAAUGAUUUAUCAAAUAAGCAUUAUCACUAUGCUUUAAGCAAGUGGUUUGACUUAUCCACAUCCAAAACUCUUUAUGAUAUCCAAGCCUUAACCAUGCUUUGUGUGCACACAAUGCGAUUCCCGAAGUCUAAUACGAGUAAUAUGCUAAGCAACUAUACCCUUGGUCUCGCCAUUGAGAUCGGGUUACACCGCGCUUGGAAGAAGCCAGGCGAAGAAACCAACCUUGAGAAUGAACUUCGAAAGCGGACGUGGUGGGCACUUCUUUCGACCGUCGUCACACUGAACGGUAGGAUGGGACGACCUAUGUCUAUUCGGUUGGAAGAUAUCGACUGCGAGUUUCCGGAGAAUAUAGCCGACGAACUUCUCUCUGAGGAUGGUGUUGAUACGACAAGAUCACUUCCGUGUCGAUACGAGAUCGGUGUUUCCGCCUUUAAGAUCUCCGCAUUAUUCCUCGAGAUGUUUGCCAACGUAUAUUCGACAAAGAGGGAUCCGAGUCGAUAUGUUCAUGUGAUCGAGGCUCUCGAAGAACAAUUGGAGAUCUGGAAAGAAAACCUUCCUCCUGGUUUAAGACCCAAUAGUGCGGGACAAAUCGAACAUGAUUCCAUGUUUGCUCUAUAUGCGGAAUACAUGUCCCUUGAAUUUAGACUCACAUUGCGACACCCGGCUGCUUGCAUAACAAAUGAUCCGAAGUUAAUAGCCGAGAAUACCAAGAUAUGUGAGGAGACGGCAAAGAAAAUGCUGUCGAUCCUCCACAAUAUAUAUAGAUUAAAGUCUCUUGAUACAACAUGGUACUGUCUUGCGGUAUAUUGCACUGCCAUAUUCUCUACGCUAGUCGCACACUGGGAAAGGCGACACGAUAUAAGCGCGGUUGAACUGCAGACCCUUCGUGCGGAUAUGAGUCUCUGGUUAACUAUCCUGGCUGAGACCGGAAGUCUCAUGGGGUGCGGUAUGGGUCUUCACGAUGCAGUGUCGUCUAUCAUAGACCGUACUAUCUCUUGGAUAGAGCAUGCCCAACUUCAAAAGGCCAACGAGCCUAUGUCGCACCCACAACUAUCCCAAGACAUGCUUAAACAAUCUCCUCACUCGCCACCUUACACCAAUUUACCUCCGCCGUCAAACCCUACUCAUCCUAACCCAAGCCACAACGAUACAGAAACGGUGAACGGCUCAGCAAGCCACGUCAUCGCAACAUCGCGCAGCAAUUAUUACGGAGAAGCUACUCCCGAGUCUGGGACAUAUCCUUCUCUUUCGUAUACAGACUCGGCUCCGCACGCGACCAAUGCUAUAUCUUACGAUCCGAACAACUCCUUCCUAUACGCGCAAGCAGCUGGACAAGUCGCCGUCGCUCAAGCGCAAGCUCACGCGCACGCCCAAGCACAAGCACAGGCACAAGCGCAAGUUCAGACAGCGGACCACAACCCACUUACGACGUUCGCUACACAAGCGACUCAGAUGACGCAACCAGCACAUAUGAUGUGGCGGCAACAGCAGUCAUCCGGCGGAAAUACCUGGCAAGACUGGACGGCCGCCAUCGUGGACAACCAGGACAGAUACAGCGCGAAUGCUUUAAUGUCCCUCGGCAGCUCCGAUCCUAGGCCCGGUGCGAACGUGGACGGCACCACUGUGGGUCUAGGGGUCAGUAUGAAUGGCGCCCCAGCGACGACUACGGCUACAAUGCAAUGGCCGUUGUUGCUUUUCUCGGAUGGAGUUAGUGGUGCUUGAAAUAUAGCACCUGUUGCUCAAAAUUCGAAAACAAGAAAUGAAUGAAGUAUUUAGACUGGGCCCCCAACGGUCCAGGCUAAUCACGUUUUGCGGAAACACUACCUUUGAGGGGAAUUUGCCCGUUAUCUCACUAAUAUACGCACAUUAGCCGAGUAGCAUUGCCUUUUCCGUGUCGGUAGGAACAGGGGACUGCUGGAAACUUGGCUGAGGCAUGGUGGCGCGUGGAGUCAUCAGGGAUCACAUUUUCUGACGAUAUGAAUGUACU
This is a messenger RNA of Annulohypoxylon truncatum, 3503 nucleotides long. Its product is annotated as fungal-specific transcription factor domain-containing protein. Lineage: Eukaryota; Fungi; Ascomycota; Sordariomycetes; Xylariales; Hypoxylaceae. Gene Ontology annotation, molecular function: DNA-binding transcription factor activity, RNA polymerase II-specific; zinc ion binding; DNA binding. The coding region runs from base 449 to 3238 and encodes 929 amino acids. The record is from RefSeq and is a predicted model, not a curated record. The transcript is spliced from 6 exons. Gene Ontology annotation, biological process: DNA-templated transcription; regulation of DNA-templated transcription.